This is a messenger RNA of Alternaria arbusti, 1851 nucleotides long. RefSeq lists its product as uncharacterized. The transcript has 4 exons. Bases 1 to 1851 code for a protein of 616 amino acids. Gene Ontology annotation, biological process: DNA-templated transcription. The record is from RefSeq and is a predicted model, not a curated record. Lineage: Eukaryota; Fungi; Ascomycota; Dothideomycetes; Pleosporales; Pleosporaceae. Gene Ontology annotation, molecular function: zinc ion binding; DNA binding.
AUGGAUAUCGCACACCAGAUCUACCGACUGGGAAGUCAGCCAACAUUGAGCCGGACAACAUCAGCUAUACCGGGCGGCAAUGUCUAUGGCAGAGCUCCAGCGUCUCGUCUGGAUCGCACUCAGAGACGCCCUACAGCGUCUAUUCUCGGUCAUUCUCUGCCGCCAAUCGACAUGAUGCGGGCACUCUUGGAAGAGUACUUCGACUCGGUGCAUUGGUUUAGCUUGGUCAUCUAUGAGCCAAGAUUCCGGCCAAAACUCGACUCUAUCAAAGAUGGCCUUGCUUAUCCGUCGCAGAAGUCAUUCCUCCUCCUCUUAUCUAUAGUUGUGGGAAUGGGAGCAUGGUACAAGUCCCACAAGAAGGACGUGGAUCCGGACUUUCCAGACGAGGAUUGGCACGCCUGGUCGCAGUCCCUCGUUCAAGGCGCGGGUUCCCAAUUGGCUGAACUGAUGGACCAGAGUACCAUCUCGUCUGUUCAGACGUGUAUCUUGCUCGGCUCCUACUAUGUCUACCAUGGGAAGCCUAAUCUAUCCUUUGCGUUACUAGGCGCAACCAUUCGAACGGCACAAGCCAUCGGCCUCCACCGCCAGCCGCUACGAGGCGACCCUCACUAUGGCGAAGAGAGGAAAAGAGUCUGGUGGACUAUCUACACAUGGGAUCGGUUCGCUUCCAUUACGUACGGACGACCCAUCGGGAUCAACGAGAAGGACUGCAAUACACACCACCCGAUCGACGUAUGCGAGUCGCCCUACUUCAGAGGGACGAACCCCCCAGAAGCCGAUUUAACAAUUUGUUACUCGUCCUACCAACGAGAGCUCAACAAACUCUACCUUAUCGCGUCACCCAUCAUCGAGACCAUCUUCGGAAUGCGGGCGGUGGGUCCCAAUGAACGGCCGAGCGGACCACAAUACACUGAUCAGAUCACGGACGUGACGGAGAAGCUUUGGGCGUGGCGCCGACGUCUGCCGCCCCAUCUUCUACUAGAUAUGGCUGCUGACUGUAGUACGGAUCAAUCACGCACCGGACGGGUGCACCAGCUGCAAGCGUUGUCCCUCCAGCUGACAUUUGACAACCUCCUCAUCAUCUUUAAUCGCCCGUUAAUCGCAAAACAAGUGGACCGCCUCAUCAGGACGCAACCGGAAAGCGGGCAUGGCAACGCACUAUCUCCAGCAAGCCUUACGAACACCGAAUCCCCAUUUCAUGCGGUUCAUGGCCACCUGGUAGCUUUCUUGGCUAUCAAUCUGUUCAACUCUGCCAUCGUUAUGGCUGUGUUGGCGCUGUCUGACCCACUCUCGGACAGAGCACAGGAAGUGAAAAGGACCAUCACACGCAUAUUUCGCUUGCAAGAGCUACUUGGCAAAAGGACACAGCUCUCAAUGCAGAGUAAUGCGGUCCUCAAAGACGUCAUCCAGAUGCUACUGCGCAGAGAAGCAGAUGCCAUCUUUGGCGAGAGCGAUAUGACGAGAUCGCACACCGGGACCGCGCAGAUGUCUGUCGAAGACACCCUUCGUCUGCCGACGCAACUGCCACCGAGUGGACACAACAGACAGCAACAGAGUACAGUUGACAGCAUGCAGCGCGUUCACGAGAGCAUGGCGUCAGUACAGAGAGUGUUUCCCGCCGCCCUCGACAGCGUCUCCCGUGACAACACAGCUGAAGUCCCGCGAUGGGGCACGAACGACAGUGGUAUGGAUCACCUGCCUAGCGAACACAAUGAUUGGACAAAUGCUAGCGCCGGAGACUUCAACCUCGAAGGCGAGCUGGACUGGAUCAGCGAUGAAAAUGGUGUUGAUGUUACUGGCAACGGCCUAUACUGGUUCUGGGAUUCCGUCUGGAACGAGCCACAAUUCUAG